Marmota monax (woodchuck) is the source of this 7949-nucleotide messenger RNA. It is a transcript of the gene Ppm1a, whose product is annotated as protein phosphatase, Mg2+/Mn2+ dependent 1A. Lineage: Eukaryota; Metazoa; Chordata; Mammalia; Rodentia; Sciuridae. The coding region runs from base 263 to 1411 and encodes 382 amino acids. Gene Ontology annotation, biological process: positive regulation of canonical Wnt signaling pathway; negative regulation of canonical NF-kappaB signal transduction; positive regulation of canonical NF-kappaB signal transduction. Gene Ontology annotation, cellular component: cytosol; nucleus. The record is from RefSeq and is a predicted model, not a curated record. The transcript has 7 exons. Gene Ontology annotation, molecular function: magnesium ion binding; protein serine/threonine phosphatase activity; manganese ion binding.
UCCCCGGCCCGCCGCCGCCGCCGCCGUGACCCCCUCCUCGCCCCUUCCCCGGCCGCAGUUGCUGCCGUCGCCGCUGCCUCGGCCGACCAGAGACCUGCCCGCCCGCGGCUGCUCCGGUGCUGGGGAUCAAACCCAGGGCUUUGCCCAUGCUAGGCAAGUGCUCUACCACUGAGCUACAUCCCAGGCCCCCGAUGUCACAAUUGGAUAGAACUAUCUUUGAACUUUAAUCUUAUUAUAUCAAGACCUAGAGGAUCAAGACAUAAUGGGAGCAUUUUUAGACAAGCCAAAGAUGGAAAAGCAUAAUGCCCAGGGGCAGGGUAAUGGGUUGCGAUAUGGGCUAAGCAGCAUGCAAGGUUGGCGAGUUGAAAUGGAGGAUGCACAUACGGCUGUGAUCGGUUUGCCAAGUGGACUUGAAACAUGGUCAUUCUUUGCUGUGUAUGAUGGGCAUGCUGGUUCUCAGGUUGCCAAAUACUGCUGUGAGCAUUUGUUAGAUCACAUCACCAAUAACCAGGAUUUUAAAGGGUCUGCAGGAGCACCUUCUGUGGAAAAUGUAAAGAAUGGAAUCAGAACAGGUUUUCUGGAAAUUGAUGAACACAUGAGAGUUAUGUCAGAGAAGAAACAUGGUGCAGAUAGAAGUGGGUCAACAGCUGUGGGUGUCUUAAUUUCUCCCCAACAUACUUAUUUCAUUAACUGUGGAGACUCAAGAGGUUUACUUUGUAGGAACAGGAAAGUUCACUUCUUCACACAAGAUCAUAAACCAAGUAAUCCGCUGGAAAAAGAACGAAUUCAGAAUGCAGGUGGCUCUGUAAUGAUUCAGCGUGUGAAUGGUUCUCUGGCUGUAUCAAGGGCCCUUGGGGAUUUUGAUUACAAAUGUGUCCAUGGAAAAGGUCCUACAGAGCAGCUUGUCUCACCAGAGCCUGAAGUUCAUGAUAUUGAAAGAUCUGAAGAAGAUGAUCAGUUCAUUAUUCUUGCAUGUGAUGGUAUCUGGGAUGUUAUGGGAAAUGAAGAGCUCUGUGAUUUUGUAAGAUCCAGACUUGAAGUCACUGAUGAUCUUGAGAAAGUUUGCAAUGAAGUAGUCGACACCUGUUUGUAUAAGGGAAGUCGAGACAACAUGAGUGUGAUUUUGAUCUGUUUUCCAAAUGCACCCAAAGUAUCACCAGAAGCAGUGAAGAAGGAGGCAGAGUUGGACAAGUACCUGGAAUGCAGAGUAGAAGAAAUCAUAAAGAAGCAGGGAGAAGGCGUCCCCGACUUAGUCCAUGUGAUGCGCACAUUAGCAAGUGAGAACAUCCCCAGCCUCCCACCAGGGGGUGAAUUGGCAAGCAAGCGGAAUGUAAUUGAAGCUGUUUACAAUAGACUGAAUCCUUACAAAAAUGAUGACGCUGACUCAGCAUCAACUGAUGACAUGUGGUAAAACUGCUCAUCUAGCCAUGGAGUUUACCUUCACUUCCAAAGGAGAGUGCAACUCAACUUUGUUGAACCUUUUAGCAUCCAGCCUCAACUUAAGGAAGGGGAUAUGACAUGGGUGAGAGUGAUUACACCAGAGAACUUCAGCAGUACAACAGCUAGCCCAGAACUGAUUUUCUUUUCUUUUUUUUUUGUAAAUUUGAGACUUAUGUAAACGUGAUUUCAAACCAUAAUUCAUGUUGUAAAUCAGACUCCAGCAAUUUUUGUUGUAUGAUUUUUUUUUUUGUAAAGUGUAAUUGUCCUUGUACAAAAUGCUCAUAUUUAAUUAUGAACUGCUUUAAAAUCACUAUUGAAGAUACAAGAAAUGUUUGGCUUGUUGUGUGAUGCAACAGAUAUAUAGCCCUUUCAAGUCAUGUUAUAUUGGAUUUGGGGUUGGGACAGGGAGAGCAGCAGCCAUGUCAGCUAGGUGCUCAAACAUGCACAUGAUUAUGGAGAAGAAUUUCAAAAUCUUAAAAAACUGAAUAUCCCAGGAGUGAUGGAAAACUAUCUUAAUGUUCUUGGCAAGGGAUUGGCAUUGUUGAUAAAGCCACUCUCUUUAUUUAACUGUGUUUCAGGAUGUUCUCUCCCCCGCUAUGAGUAUUGCAGGUAAUACAGUAUAUUCAUAAGAAUAUCAAUCUUGGGGCUAAAAUGCCUUGAUUCUUUGCACCUCUUUUACAAGUCCUUACAUUUAAUUACUAAUUGAUAAGCAGCAGCUUCCUACAUAUAGUAGGAGACUGCCACAUUUUUGCUAUCAUGAUUGGCUGGGCCUGCUGCUGUUCCUAGUAAGAUAUUCUGAAUUCCAUUUUAUCAAUAAAGCUUGAUUUAACAAACAAGAAAUUUAAUCAUGUAUGUGUAAUUCCUCUUUUACCCCGGCCUUUUAAAACACCAUACCAUUGUAAAUGAGAUGUUCUCAAAGGGAAAGAUGUUAGUCUCUUUUAAUUUGACAAUACUGUUUUAGUCACCGAUGAAAUUGUUUUCCUUCCAUUAGAAAAACUUAAAAGAUUUAAGUCUCUCUUGUUCCUUAAUUUGUUUUUCAAAAUAAGUUUCUUUCAGGCUGCUUACUUUUCAUUAAGAUGUACAUCAGCUUGAUUUUGCCUACUGUUUAAUUAAAUAAUUGUCAAAGUUUGACAAUCUAACACUCUAUGGUAGGUAUGUGUGUGUUUGUGUGUGUUUGCCUGUGACUUUUAAUUGGCCCAUGUCUUUAGAAUCCAAGUGGUUAAGAUGUAUUUGUGAUUUGAAAUAUAGCAUGUUGAUAAUAUUUAGCUGUUGGCCUUUAAAAAUAAAUUUCAAAGCUUAAGGAAUUGUAGAUAUAAACAUACCUAAUUUAAUUUAGGCUUACAUUUUUCUGAUUAAGCAUGUGAAAGUAAGUUUUACAAUCUGUCACAUUAAAAAGACUACUGUUCUGUGCCCUUUUGUAUUUUUGUCUUUCUAGGUUGAAUAUUGUAUUUAUUAUCAUGUAAAUGAAUCAGUUAGUAAGCAGAUUCCCCACUAGAAAACUACUAAAAUGUAAGAUUAAAAUACAGCAUUAAAUACAAAAUCAGAAUUUUGUGUAUAAAGCUAGUAUAAUACAUUUUGUUUUGUUUGUUUUCCCUAACUUGGAAAUAUACAUAUUUGUAUAUAUAGCCUUAAAACUAAUGUAAAGUUAGGGAACCUACUAGGAAAAGUAAUGUAAAAUGUCUCAGAUUUAAGUAGUUACAUACCAGCAAACUCUUUUCAAUAUCCCUCUUAUUUGUGAGGUGAUUAAAUGUAAUUUAAUUGUAUUUAAUUUAUCUCUUAAUCCAGCAUGAAUGAAGAAAAACUGAAGUACUAUUUAUAUUUAGAAAUUCAGAAAAGUGGAAUUACAGAACCAAUUCCUUACUUAACUUACAAUAAAUGCUUAAUGUCUAAAUCUGUGGUAAAGUGCGAAGUAUGAUAAUGUUCUAAGUUAUAACUUUGCAAGCAUUUAAAUUUGCACUUAAUGAAUACCAGUGCUUCUAGUGAGGAUUUGAUUACCAAACAUGCCAGUACUGAAAGCUAAAUCCCUAUUACAACAAACCAGUUCCUUAACUUUUUAAUAAAUAACCAAAAGGUUUUAGUUUCAUAAUUUGCAAAAUAUUUAACUGGAUUGUGGUAUCUUUUGAGAUGCAAAACUUGAACCAUAAGUAAAACACGUGAUGGGAAGCUAUAUUUCAAACCAUAAUAGCAUAGUAUAGCAUAGCAUAGCAUAUCAUAGCAUAUUAUAACCUUUUUUUUUUUUUGAGAGUCUUUUAAACAAAAGAGAAAAUUAAGAUACUCCUCUGUUAAAGUUUUUAGUAUUGAAAUUGGCUGGAAAUGUGAGAAGACUGUGUUUAAAUGUGAUUUAAGAAGACUAAAUCUUUUCCACAUGAGUCAACACUGCCGUACAAAAUAUAACUUCAUUUUAAAAAUACAGAAAGGAACUAUACAUUGUAAUAGCAGACUGCUUGACUCCUAGGGGUAAUGGUCAUGGUGAGAAACAACCACAUUUAAAAGGCAUUUUUGCACCUCUUUUGUGCACUUCAUUUUUGUACCUCUUGAAUUCUCAGCCCCCACUGUUUUUUAAUACUAAUUAGCAUCUCAGGGCAUUGCCUCAGAAUUUUUGGUGUAUUCUAUGUUUUUUUUUUGGGGGGGGGGGUUCUUAUCUGAGGAUAUAUAGAUUUAUUAAGAUUAAACUUUCAUUUAGAUAUCAUAUUAUGAUAAACCCAGUUUACUGCUGUUAACCAGAAAUUCAGUUUUGUAUAGCCAGAUUCUUACUAUCUAACAUUAAAAUAUUUCACUUAUCUAAUUCUUAUUAUUUUAACAAGAUCUCCCUAAUUUUCACCUUCUUUAGGAAUAUACUUUUACAGAUAACAGAAGCAGUUCUCAGUAUUAUCUUUUAAAAAUUAAAUCAAAGUGGUAUUUUUCUUAUUCAGUUUUAGAACUAUCCUCAAACAUUUUUAAUUGUAACAAUUUAUUUCUAGAGAACUAUGCAAUUGUUCCAGCUUAAUUUUUAUGCAAACGUCUUAACAUUAAGAAAUUUGGAUUAGAGAAUAAAUCAGUUAUAUAAUUCAAAUAAUCCAAAUUAUAAUGGUCAUACAUUUGACCAUAUAUUAAUCCUGCUAAUAACUCAGUUUUUCCACAAACUGUUAUCUACAAAACACUGAUCUAGGUUAAAUUCCUUAGGACUGUAAAUAGAUUGAAUGGGUCAUUAUCUUCGAGGAGUUUGCAUUUGGGCAAAAUUAAUAACCUAAAAUAUGUUAGUAUUAUAACUGGAUCACUCAUCAAAAAAAAAAAAAAUAUAUAUAUAUAUUUUGCCCACAUUCUGUUUGUCAGGUACUUUACUGAGCAAAAGGUAUGCUUCUGCCCUAAAGGGCUCAUUUUGUUGCUUUUAUUCACCUGAAAACUAUUGUUUCUUUUCUCCUCCACAAAGUUAAAAAUCUUAAAAGAAAAUUUAGCUCCGAAUAAGAGUAAAAUUGGACUGAUGAAGCAAGGCUUAAGUCUAUUUAAGCAUUCUUGAUUGUCUAUAACAAAUGACCUUCACUUAUCCUGUUGGCAGCAGCAAGUCAGAAAUAAGUCAUAGAUUUCUUAGAAUUUUCCAAUCCUGAGAAUACAGGUGGGAUUUGAGUGAGGGCAUUUAAAAAAAUAAGUAUCUCUAGCUGAAUUGAUCUUUUUAAGUAAAACUUUUUUGUGUUCUUUCUUUUAAUAACAUAGUGCCCGUGUUAAUACCACAUUUUAGCCAAAUGAUUACCAUGUAUUUGAAUAUUUUAAAAUCACUAACCAUCUUUACUGGACAAAUUCAUCUGGGAAUUCAAUGUGUGAUUUCUGAAAGAACUGAUGAAAUUGGGUACUAAUUUCCUUCUAGUUUUAUUUUAAUUUUGAAUUUCAUGGCAUAUACUUUUAGCUUAACUUUUUAUUUUAGUAUUGUAUUAGGAUUUGGUACUAGAAAGGAUAAGUAAACAUUUCAGUAUAUAAAUAUUCUUUGAAGGGAUCUUAGGGAGUUUCAUAUACUUUUGCUUAUAAAUACUGCUGAUGAGUUGGCCAUUUUUUAAUUGACUACUCACAGUUUUUAGGCAUCAGGAAGUCUACUUCAUGUUUUAAAAUUUUAGAAGCCUAAUUUUACUUUAUUUCCUUAAAUAAUGUGCCAUGUGUUUUGGUUAGUGUUUGUUUUUAAAUUAUAUAUUCAGAGAGUAUGCUUGAAAUAUUUAAGAACACAUUUCCUAAAGGUAUGAUACUGUAUUAUUUGGUCAAAAAAUACAUCAGCUAAGUGUUAGUUAUUACUGUUAAGAAGCUCUUCAGAAAUAAGGAGAGGCAUUGGCUCUGCUUUAUUGUCAAGUGAGCAUUUUCCACUUUUGUUCACCUCAAUACAAACUCUUCCUUUAAUCUAUUUUAUAUAUUAAGCUAGUGGCCUCUGCUCUCACGGUUUCCUAUUUAUAUUAACUAGUGGGUGGGGGUGCUAAUUAGAAAAACUCAGAUUCAGAUUGCAGUUGACAGCUUACACUUUUAUGAGAGGGGGGGAAAGGUUGUUUAAGUUAAUAAAAAAGUGACAUUUUUUCUUAUCCUGCAUGAAAAUAUUGCCCUCAUUUCCUCUCAGUGUGUCUGUCUGUAUGUGUCUCUCUCUCACUACCACCACCACCACCCCCUUUUUUCCCUGCCCUCAUCCAAAUAGGCCAAUUCCAUUUUCUUGAACAAGAAAGUUUAAACUCAUUACCUCAUUAAGGCCAAUUAGUACUUUAUUAAACUGGGUUGAAAAUAAGAAAACUUGGGAUAGAGUGGUAGGAACCUUGACCUGGCUGUAGAUGUUUAAAAAAAACAAACAAAAAAACUAUUAUGCCACAUAAGCCACCAAGAAUCACCUUUCACUGCUAGAAUAAUUUUGACUUUUUAAAGGAAGAUGAAGGCAAAAGUUGCUAAUUCUUUAACAUAGAAUAACAUGUAGUAUUUCUUUACCUUAAAACAGCCCUUCAGUUCUUUUCAUUGUUCCUAAAACCAGUUUUCUACUAAUGGGUUUUUCAUUAAAUGUUUAGAAAAUUUUUCUUUUCCUUUUACAUAUUCCUCCUAGUAAAAAAGUGUUUAGGUAUAUUUGCAUUUGUAUGGUACUUUCUGAAGUAAGCUAGAUUAUGUGUAAGAUUGAGUAGUUACAGAAUUAGUACUGUCCUAACUCGGUACAAUGAGUGACAGAAAUUCAUUUUAGUAAUGGUUCUUAACUUUUUGGGAGUUGUUGUCCCUUUGAGACAGAUGAAUCAUGGGGAAACUCCCUAAAAAUUGUAAUGUUGCAGUGGUUCAUUACCCCUCAACCCCAAUUAAGAUUCCAAAUUACAGAAUAAUAGGACAUCAUUUUUUCUCCAAGGAUGUAAAUAUAACUUGAGUCUAUUUUAAGGAAUUGUUUUACUUUUGAAAAUAGCAAAUAGGUGGAUGGGGCAUGGUUUGAAUCUGAUAUUGAAAGACUUUUAGCGAAAUGAAUUUAUAGAGAUGAAAAAAAUCACAUUUGGAUUAUUUUUGAGGAUAAUAUCGCUAAGAUUUGCCACUUUUGAAAUUCAACAGAAAGGUAAAAUGGAAAUUGAGUAUAUCUAAAGUUUUCUGAACCUCCCCAGUGCAGCUAUAAUAUAUUAACAACACAAGAGCUGUCAUAUCUUACUCAGGUUUUAAGAUUAGAUUUUUCUUGCAUUAGAGUUCAUUAAAUGUUAAAUUCAUUUCAGAUUCUAAGGAAUUAAGGACUUAAUACAAAAUGUUAAAAACAGGAUCUAACAUGAAUAGCCACCAAUGUAUAGCAUUAAUAAGAUUUUUUAAAAAUAAUUACAAUAAAAAAUUUUAUGAAAUUGUUGACAGUUGUUGAAAAAUUGAAUGUUCAGUUAUAGUUUUUAUUGUCCAUUUUUGGAAUUUCCCCUCCCCCUUUGACAAGGCUAGGGAUCGAACCCAGGGCCUUGUAUAUGACAGGCAAGUGGUCUACCACUGAGCUAUAGCCCUAGCAUUUUGGGGACUUUUGAAAUGUAGUAACUAUUAUCUUACCUAGUUGGUCCCUGACUAACUGAACACAACAUAUCUGUAGGAAAAUAUCAUCUUUUAGUGACAAUACCCCAGUACUGAUCUGUUUCACAACUGAAAUAAUUUCACUUCACUGUAUAAUUGUUUUGAGUGGGGAGACAUGUACAUGUUAAAAGCAUGUUGCAUUAUAUAUAGAUUAAUUGUUUAAAAAUCUCCAAAUAUAAGACUAUGACAACUAACUGCAGAAAUUUUCUUAAACACAAUGUGUAGCAAAAUUCUCCACAUUAACUCAUCCACUUUGCAGGUUAUGUGAUCCAAACUUUCAAAGAAAAAAUUCCAUAAAUGUGUAUAUUGUAUGAUGUAUCAUUUUCUGAUCCAAAGAAAUAUGUGAAUUCAGUUUUAACUUUAAGAAUGUACUUUUGUUUUCAAGUCCUUUGAAGAAAUUGCAUUCAGCCUAUGAAUGGUUGCAGAUUGUAUGUGAGAUGAAAAGUAGAAAUAAUUUCUAGUUUGCAAAACUGGUGCCACUAAAUAAACAGGCAAUUGCAUAA